CUAGCCGACUGUCUACAGCAUACCAUAAACCUAUAUAUUUCCCAGUGACAAUGAUAAAUCUGCAUCUGGAGGUUUAGCAGAUGUAGUGUCUAGUUGAUAAUACUCCUCGUCUUCUCCGGCCGCAUACGCUCUCCCGUUCUACUGGCUCGCUGGAUUAGGGUGUAUCUAUCGUUGAGAGUAUUGUACCCGUUUCAGUUGAGAUAUUACUUCACUCCAAUAACUGCCCAUUCCUACCGGUAUGGCGAAUGUCAUAACAUCAAGCGUCCUGCGCCGUCGUCUGCUUCUUCGCGGCCAUGCUCAGUUUCGUCUUCUAUCCACUACUCCAGCGCGAUUGAACGUGAGCAAGGACAAUAAUACACCUCACCUCAAUCUCCGAUCACUGGUCUCUGCUCUUCGCGAGCAAGGAGAUCUAGUCGAUAUCAAAGAUCAAGUCUCCCCUAACCUGGAGGUUGCCGCAGUUACCCGGAGAGUAUACGAGACACACGCACCUGCGCCUCUCUUCCAUGACGUCGCGGGAACAGAUCCAAAGACCGGUCUCUUCAAGAUUCUAGGAGCACCUGUUGGGUUACGAAAGGAUAAGAGAGACCGCUAUGGCAGGAUGGCUCUUCAAUUAGGUUUACCGGCCACGAGUAGUCCUCGCGAUAUUGUCCAGAAGCUGAUCGACACCAAGAACGGGAAGCCAAUGCCCCCAGUACGUGUAUCGGAUGCACCAGUCAAGCAGAAUAUCCUUAAAGGAGACCAGAUCGACAUGACGAAAUGGCCUAUUCCUCGACUCCAUUCUAUAGACGGGGGCACUUAUCUGGGCAGCUAUGGAUUCCAUGUUGUGCAAACGCCAGACAAAUCUUGGACAUCGUGGUCCAUCUCUCGUACGAUGCACGUCGCCAACGAGCCGCGCUUACUGACUGCUCCUGUGAUGGCUGCCCAACACCUUGCCCAGGUGAGAAAAACGUGGAUCGACUCGGGGGCUGAAGAUACUCCAUGGGCUCUGGUCCUAGGUGGCCCACCAGCCGCGGCAUUCGUGGCUGGCAUGCCGCUACCAGCGAAGGUUUCAGAGGAUGGGUAUAUAGGCGCAUUAUGCGGUUCGCCUGUAGAAGUGGUCAAGUGUGAAACAAACGACCUCUACGUGCCUGCUAAUGCAGAGCUCGUGAUCGAGGGUCGCAUCAGUAACUCCAAGAAAGUCCCCGAGGGACCGAUGGGGGAAUAUCACGGAUACCUUUUUGAAGACCAACCUCUUGAUGAGCCAUUGUUCCAGGUUGACUGCGUGACCUAUCGCAAUGAUCCUAUCGUGCCUAUAUGUGUAGCUGGAACAGCUGCAGAUGAGACGCAUACAGUAUGGGGCACUGCUAUUGCAGCUGAGAUAAUGGAUGCGCUGGAAAAGAACAACUUCCCUGUGGAUUUUGUGUGGAUGCCUUUCGAGGCCCAGAGCUGUUGGAUUGUGGUCAGCGUCGAUAUCAAGAAGCUAGCAACCAUGGGAAUUGAUGCAGAAGAACUGUGUCGUCGCGCAGGCGAUAUCAUUUUCAAGACUCAUGCUGGAUGGGAGGCGCCCAAGGUCAUGUUGGUGGGAGAUGAUAUUGAUAUCACGGACAUCAACGAGGUCGUAUGGGCUCUAGCAACGCGAUACCGUCCCGGUUCAGAUGAACAUGUCUUCGGGGACAUUGGAGGAAUCCCUAUGCUCCCGUACAUGACCAGAGCUAAUAAGAGCAAACAGCUUAAGGAUCCAGGAAUGGGUGGAAAGAGCGUGAUGAAUCUUUUGCUUCCACCGGAAUUUGAAGGAAAGAGAGAUUGGGUACGGAGCAGCUUCGCAGGUGCUUAUCCAGAGGAGGUGACGGAGAAGGUUAUGAAGAGGUGGAAGAAUUGGUUUCGAGAGUAAAGACACAUUUUGCAACAAUGCAGACAGAUUAAGU
Molecule: messenger RNA, 1904 nt
Organism: Paecilomyces variotii
Lineage: Eukaryota; Fungi; Ascomycota; Eurotiomycetes; Eurotiales; Thermoascaceae
Product: 3-octaprenyl-4-hydroxybenzoate carboxy-lyase-domain-containing protein
Exons: 1
Coding region: 239-1870 (543 amino acids)
Biological process (GO): cinnamic acid catabolic process; ferulate metabolic process
Cellular component (GO): cytoplasm
Molecular function (GO): carboxy-lyase activity
Source: RefSeq, a predicted model, not a curated record